Molecule: messenger RNA, 1222 nt
Organism: Fomitopsis serialis
Lineage: Eukaryota; Fungi; Basidiomycota; Agaricomycetes; Polyporales; Fomitopsidaceae
Exons: 2
Coding region: 209-1111 (300 amino acids)
Source: RefSeq, a predicted model, not a curated record
ACUAGCGGCGGGAGGAGCGCGUCUCUGGCGCCUACCACGUUCCCCGCGACAUCCCACCUCAACCUCGCGUGGAUUCCAGCCAACUUCUCCUGGCGGAAGAUAACACCUAUCAUCCGUACUUUCGUCAUGGCUUUUAUAUCGGUCGUCUCCAUGGUUCUAAGCCCAGGCGAGGACGCCACAGGCCAGGUGAGUCCUCGCCAUACGAUGCAUGUACACAAACUCGCAACCAUUCCGUCUCAAGACUUCAAUUCUACUGCUAGUUGGUACGUCUAUCUUGUCUUGCGUCGUCUACAGCUUUCACAUCACGCUCAGCUGCAUUCCUCGACCCACCCGCCGAUCCUUUCAUUUCCGUUCUCGAGCGCGAGUUGCUCUUCGCGCUCCGUGUCACGAUUGGCUGGGCCUGGUCUUGUCUAGGUAUACUCUCCGCGCAUCUAGCUCGCCAUGUUACGCAGACGGAGGCAUUCUCGGGACAAUACAUCGAGGCUGGCCCGGCCGUCAUCUCCGCCAUAUGGGGUUCCUCGGCAUGACUUUCUUCUUUAUCAAGGCCAAGAAGGGAUCGGACCCAUACCUCAUUCCAUCCGUCUUCGGUGCAGGUGUCAUCGACAUUUCUUUCAUCGCUGAUGACCUCUUCCCCUACCCAUACUACACCGGUAGGGUGCUCGUCUUCCCACUCAUGAUCCAUUGUGGGCUCUGUAUACUAGCGAGCGCAACCAUCUUCCCCAGCACGAGAACCACUCAGCUGGUACGCAAGUGCCCUCGCACGCUCGCUGGAGCCACUCGAAGCUGCACUCCGCGAGCAUCGCGCCAUAUUCAAGCUCUCCCCUUCGGCUUCGACGUCUCCUCGACGGUCCAGAAGAUCACCGGUCUCGUCCCUAAGGCCGAAGGAGGACUUGGUCCUGCCGCCACAUUGCGUCUCGUCAAGAGCGAUGUCAUUUGGGAUCAAUUCGCACCGGCAGGCACCCGGCGUAUGCAAGAGUUUGGGCGCCGCCUGCUCGUGCACACAAACGGACUCGAUAUCUUCUUCACCCUCAUUGACCCGACGCUUGAGCGGUUUCCAGUACUAACACAUCUUCCCAGCAAACCGAGCACACCUGCGAGCUCGUGCGGAUAGUCGCUCUCGUACCCGGGCACGCCUGUGCUAGGUGUCAACUCGCUCGACCCGCGGUCUGAUCCUGUACGGUCGCCUGAGGUCGCAGUCCGCCACCUUUCCGCCCUGAGAGCC